Messenger RNA from Phialemonium atrogriseum, 907 nucleotides. Its product is annotated as kinase domain-containing protein. Gene Ontology annotation, molecular function: S-adenosylmethionine-dependent methyltransferase activity. The record is from RefSeq and is a predicted model, not a curated record. The coding region runs from base 170 to 763 and encodes 197 amino acids. The transcript has a single exon. Lineage: Eukaryota; Fungi; Ascomycota; Sordariomycetes; Cephalothecales; Cephalothecaceae.
CUUCAGCUGACUUGACUUGUCUCUGAUCCAACCAACAUCUUGACAACACUCCUCCACCAGAGAGAAGUUGCAAAUCCGAAAUCAUCGAUCUUCAAGCCGCUGACAAAUCCCCCCCUUUUUGUUAUGGAUCUGCGAUCCAAUUCCGAGAAAGACAUCCACAACGCUGAAAAUGCCAGCCGAUUUCGAAAAGCAGGAGUACUGGCAUACUCGCUUCGCUACCGAAACCUCUUUUGAAUGGCUAGUAACAUCAGAAGUCUUCAUGUCAAUACUAGAUCCCUAUCUAUCACGCCUCAGUGCAUCAUCACGCAUCCUUCAUAUUGGUUUCGGAACAAGCGGGUUGCAAAAUCUCUUCCGAAAGAGAGGGUUUCUGGAUGUCACCAACGUUGAUUUCGAGCCGUUAGCGAUUCAGAGAGGGAUGCAGCUGGAGAAAGCCACAUUUGGGGACGUCAAGAUGAAAUAUGUCGUCGCCGACGCGACCAAGCUUGACAUGCAUGAGGCAUUCGACGUCGUCAUUGACAAGAGCACGGUCGACGCCAUAGCUUGUGGAGGCGACGAAGCACUGUUGCGCAUGGCGCGAGGGGUUAGGAAGUGCUUGACUGAGGGCGGUUUCUGGAUCUCACUGAGUUUCUCGUCUUCACGGUUUGAUAUGGAAGGGCUCCCCUUGGAUGUGGAUGUCAUUGCAAAAGUCCCGACUCCAAAGUAUCAUCCAAAUGACCCGGACGUUUAUCAUUUCUGCUACCUUCUUAGACCAAAGAUAGGCUAGCUUUUUUUACGACGGCAUCAUCAAUACAUAAAAGCGGUUUUAGUUGUGGAAGCGAUUAGUCCGUGGAGGAUUCUCUUUUCAUUACCUUCACACCUACUACAUCUCAGGCCGUUACUGGAAUCGACAAUGACAGUAGAAAUUGAC